Molecule: messenger RNA, 8003 nt
Organism: Portunus trituberculatus (swimming crab)
Lineage: Eukaryota; Metazoa; Arthropoda; Malacostraca; Decapoda; Portunidae
Gene: Hex-A
Product: hexokinase type 2-like
Exons: 11
Coding region: 375-1892 (505 amino acids)
Biological process (GO): intracellular glucose homeostasis; glucose 6-phosphate metabolic process; glycolytic process
Cellular component (GO): cytosol; mitochondrion
Molecular function (GO): fructokinase activity; ATP binding; glucokinase activity
Source: RefSeq, a predicted model, not a curated record
CCGGCAGGCACACACCUCCACUCUCCCUCACGUCAGCCAAUCACGACGAAGGACGCAUUCACGAGAAAGUGAAAUUUCCUAGAAUCAUGUUUAGAGCCUCAGUUUAGUUGAGAAAACUCAUGAAAAUAUCGUGAAAAAUAAAAUAAAGAGAAUCCGAAGAAUGCAGACGAAUGUAAAAGAUGCACAUGUAAAAUAACAGCUGAGGACAUAGGGGUGUGGUAUGACGUCAGGGAAGGUGACCGACAGUGUGCGCGCGGCUGGUGGAGUAGACGUUCCUCCCUCCGGCCUGCCUUGCCCCUCCCCCUCAGUCUCCCCGUGCCAGAGCGAGACUUGCCUCAGACCUGCCAGUCGAUAAAACCUCGGGCCGUCCUAGCAUGGAGAUAGUCGCAGCUGCGGACAGUGACGAGAGGGGUCUGUCGCUCUUGAAGGUGGUCAACGUCCUACAGCGAGUGGUUGUAUUCAUACACUCGUUCACUAUCGACAAGUUUAAGGGAAACCUGCAAAGACCUUCAGGUGCCAGUCAGGAAAUGCCGCACAUGAGAGAAGAAGACAUUGCCACUAAGGUAAAGGAUAUAUGCCAGGAGCUGGUUCUGAAUCAUGAAGCCAUGAAGGAGGUAUGUAGCUGCCUUCAGGAAGAAAUCAACAGGGGCCUUGGAAAGGAUUCUAAUCCUGAGGCCACAAUAAAAUGCUUCCCAACUUAUGUGAGAGAACUUCCAAAUGGCAAAGAGAAUGGGAGGUUCCUGGCACUGGAUCUUGGAGGCACCAACUUCAGGGUCCUCCUGAUUGAGCUGGGAGCCAAGUGUACCAUGGACAGCAGGAUCUAUGCUGUACCUCAGCCCAUCAUGGUGGGACCAGGAGAGGGGCUCUUUGACCACAUAGCUGAAUGUCUAGCCAGUUUCAUCAAGGAACGAGAUUUGGGAACUGAGCUACUUCCUCUGGGCUUCACAUUCAGCUUCCCAUGCAAGCAGGAAGGCCUGACCAAGGCACGUCUUGCUUGCUGGACCAAGGGAUUCAAAUGUGCGGGUGUUGAAGGCAGGGACGUUGUGGAACUACUGAAGCAAGCCAUCGCUAGACGAGGGGAUGUGAAGAUCAAAAUUUGUGCAGUGCUGAAUGACACCACUGGCACUUUAAUGUCCUGUGCGUGGAAGAACCACAACUGCCGCAUUGGUCUCAUUGUGGGUACAGGAACCAAUGCUUGCUACAUGGAGAAACUUGAAAAGGUGGAACUUUGGGAUGGCAGCACAGAUGAACCACAUCAGGUAAUCAUCAACACUGAAUGGGGUGCAUUUGGAGACAAUGGUUGCUUAGACUUUGUUCGCACAGAGUAUGAUAAUACUAUUGACCGGGAAUCAAUUAAUCCAGGAAGACAACUUUAUGAGAAGAUGAUCAGUGGAAUGUACAUGGGGGAGAUUGCCAGGCAAGUCCUUGUCCGCCUGGUGUCUGAUGGACUUCUCUUCGGAGGAUAUGCUUCAGAUAUUCUUCUUGAAAAAGGCUCAUUUUUCACCAAAUACAUAUCUGAAAUAGAGAGUGACAAACCUGAUGACUUCAACAACUGCCGUGCCAUCUUGGAGGAGUUAGGAUUCAAUGAUGCCACUGAUGCCGAUUGUGCCAAUGUUCGCUAUGCCUGUGAAUGUGUCUCCAGGCGAGCAGCAAACUUGGCUGCUGCAGGUGUUGCUGUGCUCCUCAACCGCAUAAAUGAAGAAAGUGUAACUGUGGCAGUGGAUGGUUCAGUGUAUCGUUUCCAUCCACACUUCCACAAUCUCAUGGUAGAGCAGAUUUCACACCUCAUCAAACCUGGAAUUAAGUUCGAUCUCAUGCUGUCUGAGGACGGCAGUGGACGUGGUGCUGCCCUAGUGGCUGCUGUUGCCUCCAGAUCUGCUAGCAUGAGAUAGAAUGGCAAGUUACAGAGGAACUCCGUCCAGCAAUAUGCCACUGGCUGGCUAUGUGUGGCCUUCAGCAUCCCUGGUGGAUUGCUAAGGGAAGGCGAUUUAUAAGAUAUCAGCCAGGCUGUAGCCUAUGUAUGUGUUUGUUUCUUACACAGUCUCUGGACCAAUGAAGCAAAGAAACAUGUCCUCUAUUCAUCUGGAAUUUGAAAACCAUCAUAUUUUUGCAAGAUUAUUUUCAGGUAAUUCCUUCUCUAUUUAGUCUACUACAUUCUUUUCAUGUGAAGUUCAUUAUUCUAUUAAAAUUAUUAAUAUAAUGAAAAUUACUACCUUGAAAUAAUAACAUAAUGUUAGCGGUGCUCAUAGUAAAAAGAAAAGAAAACGUAGGUUGUGGAUCCUAAUUACCCAAAAUACUGGUUUGCGAUAAUUUAGGCUGUGACUACAGUUCUGGGUUGAUGGAUCAUCAGAAUGGAAUAUGGAGUGUAUAUUUUUUAGAUAGAUGGUAUUCAGGUAAUUGGCAUUAUGCUGUAUAUUCCUGAUUUUUUUUUUAUUUACCAUGUUUCUUUUAUAUUGUAGAGUCUCUCUAUUUUUCAAAUAUAUGCAUGAAAGAUGUAAAUUCACUGUUCAAAAUGCAAUAGAUAUUGUGUACUUAGUGUUACAGUGAGUUGAAUGUGUGUGUGUGUGUGUGUGUGUGUGUGUGUGUGUGUGUGUGUGUGUGUGUGUAAAAGACUAUUGUCAAGUGACAAUUUUAUAAUGUAUAGAACAAAAGUUUACCCCAACAGCAUUUUAGCAAAAUUAUUCUAUAAGUGUAUGUGUAUACCACUUAGUGAUGGCCUGCAAUACAUGAACAAGGUCAUGGAUGAGAUGCAGAAAUUAUGACAGUAAUUAAUGGAUAACCUAAAUAUGGUUAACAAUAUAGAUAAGUUACUUAGUGCAAUGGAUGUUACAUGUUAUCAGAACAAGAACUACAUAAAUCAUAAUUUGUUAUAUAUAGUAGUUUGUGUGGCAAAUGUACUUGUAAAUUUUGAACUAGUCUUGAAAGGGUCUCAUAAUUAAGUUCAUACUGAGUGGUGUACACUUACAGAAAUGGGAUGUAAAAGCAGUGCAAAUAUGAGAUGUGUGAAUGUGAAAUUACAAAUGGAUUCGCUAGAUUUAUCACUAGCUCUUAAUCAACAUCAGACCAUAUGGAAUACAUUUUUUUUUCAUGUCACCCUGCUUCUUUCUGCAUAUGUGAAAUAGCAUCCAAGAAUAGAGAAAAGUAUAAAAUUCUUAUUGGGAGUUUCCAGGAUCUGAACCUAAAUGAUUAUAUAUAAGAAAAAUACAGAGACUCUAAUUUUCAAGUUUGUACGUCAUGUAAAAACUGAGACCUGGUGAUGCUUUACAUUAUUGCUGUUUUUAGUGCAUUUUAGUAAUUGAAGUUUCUAAAUUAUUUGUGAAACACACACAUACACACACACACACACACACACACACACACACACACACACACACACACACACACACACACACACACACACACAAGGAAUUGCAAUUACAUGAGUUGUUAGUUUUCUACAGCUGGUCCUUGUGUGUUAAGAUUAACUUUCAAAAAUUAUUAAGCAUGUUUCCCAGUUAACCAAUGAUUAACACUGAGAGGUACAUGGAGAGGUACACAGCUGUUGUACUCAGAUACUCAGCAACACAUGCAUUGUACAUUUUAUUGAUUUGCAGCUACUUGCAACAUUAUCUUUUUGUGUUGAUAACUGUGCUCAAUCUUUUACACUUCAGGCAUAUUGUAAUGUUUCAAAAACAAAUAAUUUUUGCUGUACACCUUAAGCAAAAAUUAUGUCUAGGUGGUUGUGUGAAUGCAGACUGAAAGGUAUGAGUUAGGAAAGUGUGUGGUGAAAUAUGGAAUAGUUAUCGUGCAAUUUACCUAUAACCAAUAAUUCUUGGAUCUAAUAUGUAUAGUAAAAAUCUCUUGAUAAUACUUUGUUCACAAUAAUUCUCUCACACUGACAACUCAUAGUGCAACCUUCUCAUAUAUAUAUAUAUAUAUAUAUAUAUAUAUAUAUAUAUAUAUAUAUAUAUAUAUAUAUAUAUAUAUAUAUAUAUAUAUAAAUAAAUAAAUAUAUUACACACACACAAACACGACUACAAUCAAUGCAACAAAGUAAAUUAUGUAUUGUUUUAAAAGAAUAGUUGCCAGUGUUAGUUGAAGCCAGUGCUGAUGUACUGAGCUGAUAGUGAGGCUGGUUUAGAACCAAAACAUAUACAGUAUAUUUGUGAUAUAGGAUAAAUAUUUGGUUGUUUUAAGAUAGACAUUUUUCUAAGUUAGCUGAAAUACAUGUGCUAAGUAUAAUGCUGCAACCUGAUUUUGGUUCCACACCUCAUAUUGUAUUAUCACUUUCUAAUGGAGAGUCUGUGGUUUUCUCGUAACUAGUGAUGGCAUAACCAAUGCCACAAUUAUUUUGUCAAAAUGGGGUUGGGGUAAUAUACAGUUCUGAGAUACAACCCAUAAAUAUAUAUAUAUAUAUAUAUAUAUAUAUAUAUAUAUAUAUAUAUAUAUAUAUAUAUAUAUAUAUAUAUAUAUAUAUAUAUCAUUAUCACAAUAUGUACUGAAAAUGAAGAUAGCUGUUUCAAAUAAAAUAAUUCUGAAUGAAUAUUUAUAAUGUCUGAAUAUAAAGUGUUAUGAUUUAUGCAUAUGUAAAUAUGGAAUAGAUUUAUGUACUUGGACUUAGAUUUCCUAUCAGAAACAAUUUUGGACUAUGCAUAAAUUUAUGAUAUUUUGUUGAAACUUAAAAAGGUUUAAUGGUCUCUCACAGAGCAUUGUGCCUUUUGAAAUAGGUUGUCUCAAAAAGGAAUAACUAUUGCUUCCCAAGAACUUGUGAAAUCUUUGGAGAUUUAGCAAGAGACAAUAUUUACAUUAGUUUCAUUUUAGUCUUGCUUUAUUUUCAUAAUAAAGCUAUAUUCUUAGCCAAAAUAAUCAUAUAGUAUAACCUUUUCAAACUUCAAAAUUGUAAAUUUUUUUUAUUGAAGUAUCCAUACAGUGUUGACCUGUAGUUUGUCAAUAACAAAUGCUGCAACAAAAUAUGCAACAAAUAGAUUAAUGAAAAAUUGGUAAAUCUUUUAUGUAAAUACUUUUGUUUCUAUUAGUGAUUUUAAUAGUUUUAUCUCCAUUCAUUCAAGUUGUUCUGGCUAGGGAUCAUAUUUUUGAAAAACUGCAUACCUUUGUUGACUUGCAUGGCAACCUCUUGUUUAUGCCAUAAAGUCUAGUUUCAAGGCUGUGAUCUAGUUUGAAAAUAAGUAAAUUACAUUAAUGAGAAAUCUUCAACCUUUACCUCCUGUAUUAUAGAACACAUAUACAAGCUCUGUUCAGAAACUAUUGACUUUAGCUAAGCUUCCAAUUCAAAUCUCUUGUGAAGUAGCCGCUUAUGACUCCUGCAUGUUAAGUACAGCAGUCUUUCCUUUCUUAAAAACAUUUUUAGAAGUCAGGUUUUUUAUUGGCUACAAACUAUGCCAUCUCAUCUUAAGAGCUUCUUGGUUCUCAAGUCAGGGCCCCUUCAGCAGUUCAAGUUAGCAUCAGUGACUUUUCUCUUCUCCAGUCCUACUUUCUUUAGCAUUGAGGUUACUGGAGUCUUCUACUAUGCUAUCUAAGCCCCAGUUUCAUACUGCAUCCAAAAAUUAUCAUUAUUAAUAAUGUUCUUCAGGAAAUUAGGAUCAAUUAUUGCGCUCUUAUGACCACCCUUAUGUCAGGGUUGUCAUAAGAGCGCAAUAAUUGAACCUAAUUUUCUGUUAUCAUUUAGAGCAAACAGAAUCCAGAGACAAGAGUUGUGACAAAUAUAGUAAAGAUAUAAAUCUACUUCUGCAUGUCAGGGUGGACUACCAAUGCAAAAGUAGAUUUAUAUCUUUACUAUAUUUGUCACAACUCUUGUCUCUGGAUUCUGUUUGCUCUAAAUGAUAACAGAAAAUAGUUAAACUUUUGAACAGAUCUUGUAUAUGCUAUUCAAGUGGUAAGCAACAUGUUUGCCAGUUAGAAGUUUGAUUUAGGUCAAUAAUGAUGCUUGGUUAUUUAACUUUAAAUUGUUAUUUGCAUCACGGUCUCAGUGCUGCUCAAGUGCAUCGAAACCUUGAAAUACUAAUUCACAUGCAACACGUGGAAACUUUCAGGACUCUUAAGAACACAAAGCCAACUGAUGGUGUCAUCCAGAUUCAGUAAACUCCUUCAAUAUUAUUUAUUUUAUUAUUUUAGAGAAUGUACUUUAUAUAUCUAAAAAAAUAUUUAUGAUGUUUUUAACUUUCUUAAAAACUGAGUAGGCUUAAACUUUAAAUUUAAAAUUCAUAAGAAGUUAAAGUGUUUAGAUGAAUAUCAUUACAUUGCACAAUGUUCAGAGUGACUAAUUCAAACUUAGAAACCCUAAAAGUGCAUUGAUUUUAACAUUAUUGAAUCAUUAUACUUACCAGAUAUUCACCAUUAUACACCAAGUUGCUUGAAACCAAAUGGGGAAAAAAAUAAAAAAGAAAAUAAUGAUUUAUCUUCUAAAAUCUGAAACUCAAUAUUCACCAUUAUACACCAAGUUGCUUGAAACCAAAGGGGGAAAAAAAUAAAUAAGAAAAUCAUGAUUUAUCUAAUAAAAUCUGAAGAAACUCAAGUUUUCUAUGUAGCUUUGCUAAAUCAGUGCAAAGAAAUAUGUUUCUCCUUAUAAUAUAAAGACAAACCAAUGCACAUCUGGUAACUUUUAAAUUAAAUCAUUUCUCCAAUUCCUGGAUGUACUAUUUUACAUCUCACUCAAAAAAAAUAAAAUAAAAAGCUUCAGUAUUACCAUAUUCUACUAAUGUCAUAAGCUGCCAAAAAACACAAGACUUUCAUCAUAAUCUCGUGUUGGGAAUUUAGAUCUGUACAUUCAAUAAGUAAAUCAUAAUGAAAGGAGGAAAUGUAAAAAAAAAAAAAAAGUGGAGUUAUUGUAAAAGCAAUGUUGAAUCUUUUAAACUAAUUAUACCAGUAUGCAUGUAAUAUCAAUAUACCAUUAAAAUUGUAUGUAUGUGUAAUACUUCAAAGCACUCAAUGAUGUAUUUUUAUAGAUAUUUUUAAUAUAUUUCAAUGUACUGAGAAAACGGAGUACUUCCGGGACAUAUUGGUUGUAGCAUCUUGCAUAGCAAUGAUGAAUCACUAAUUAGGCAAACAUGUUAAUACAUUGUCCAAGUUAAGUAUUAUUCUCUUUCCAAAAGUAUACAAAGUGCUUGGGUCAUUUUUUAUUUUUAACCAGUAAUUCAGAAAAAUGAAUAACUCAAUCACAUAGGUAGGUUUUCACAAAAUCCUGCUGUUGCUCCACCCAGCAGGGAUAACCACAUCCACCAGAUAUGAGCCACCGUGUGUGUGACUCAGGUGAAUGAUAAGAGAAAUCUUACUACUCAAUUAUUAAUGAUCUUAAACUUCUAACUGAGACACAGGUGGCACAUUCAUCAAUGCUUUGAGAGAUGCCUCAACUGUAAUUUUUUAAAUAUUUUCUAGUUUACAAAAUGUCUGGAUAGUAGCACAGAUAACUUAAGUGGAUGAUAAAAAAUGGGUUUCUUUUUAUAAAUUUUCUCUCAUAUAUAUAUAUAUAUAUAUAUAUAUAUAUAUAUAUAUAUAUAUAUAUAUAUUUCAACAACUUGCUUAAAGCAAUGAUAUGUAUUAUUUCAUUAUUACAAGAAACUGGAAUGAACUCAAUGCACAAAUUAUAGAUUAUAUUGUGCAGUCUUGUUACAUUACAUAACAUUUGUGGAUUUUAAAAAUUACACUAAAAUUUUUUCAAAUGUGUGAAUCUCAAUAUUAUUAACUUGACGUACCAGCAUGUUUCUUUUUCUAACAUUUUUUCUAAUGAAACUAUUUAUUUUGUCAAAAUGGCUGCUAAGUAUUUGAGUGAUCAUCAUAGUUUAAGUAGGACCUUGAAAGUAGUAAUCUGAGGAGUUUAAUUAGUUUGAAUAUAAGUUUGUCUGUGACGAAAAAGAAUAAUGGUAAAUAAUGUAUCAAAAUUAUUUCUCUUGUUGUAUAAGAAAUGGAGCAGUUGGUUGUAUGAGAAAUGGAGCAGUUGGUUAUGUAUUUUGAUUUUGUAGAAAAAUGAUGUGUAUAUACUAUACAUAUAAAUAUAUAUAUUAUAUGAA